AUGGACUACGAGGCGUUGAAGGACCAAUGGAGCGAUAUCGAGGAGCGCGAUGGAAUUAGACUCAGCUGGAAUACUUUCCCCAGUUCUCGCAUGGAAGCAUCCCGAUUAGUUGUCCCCAUUGGUGCCGUUUAUACGCCCUUGAAGGAGAAGCCCGACACCCCAUUGCUACAAUAUGAACCAGUGACUUGUAAAUCGCCCUGUCGGGCUGUUCUCAACCCUUAUGCCAAUGUCGACGUUCGAGCUCGCAUUUGGAUCUGUCCGUUCUGCCUUAGCCGCAACCCUCUUCCUCCCCAUUAUAAGGAUAUCACGGAGACUGCGAUUCCCCCGGAGCUUCACCCAUCGAGCACGACGAUCGAGUACCAACUGGCGCGCCCGGCUCCCGCACCCCCGAUCUUCGUAUACGUUGUCGAUACUUGCCAAGAGGAUGACAGCUUGAAGGCCCUAAAGGACUCGCUCAUCAUGAGUUUGUCCUUGCUGCCCGCAAAUGCGCUGGUUGGAUUGAUCACCUAUGGUACAAUGGCGCAAAUCCACGAACUUGGCUACACCGAAUGUGCCAAAUCUUACGUCUUCCGGGGAAGCAAAGACUAUGCGGCAAAGCAGGUCCAGGAGAUGCUCGGUUUGGCUGCCCCUGGAGUGCGCCCCAACAUGCCCGCGCAACCGGCUCGUCCUCCUCUUGGUGCAGCGGCGCGAUUCCUCCUUCCGAUCCAACAGGCCGAAUUCCAGAUCACCAAUAUCCUCGAGCAGCUCCAGCGUGACCCAUUCCCCGUUCCGAACGACAAGCGUCCUCUUAGAUGUACCGGUGUUGCUCUCAGCGUUGCGGUGAGCUUGCUCGAGACGUCCUUCCAGAACACCGGUGGUCGUGUUAUGCUUUUUACUAGCGGUGCUGCGACUGAAGGCCCGGGCAACGUUGUUGGUCCUGAAUUGAAGGAACCCAUUCGAUCUCACCACGACAUUGACCGGGAUAACAUCAAGUACUACAAGAAGGCUGUUAAGUUCUACGACAGCCUCGCAAAGCGUGCUGCGAACAACGGCCAUGUUGUCGACAUUUUCGCCGGAUGUCUUGACCAAGUUGGUCUUUUGGAAAUGAAGAACCUUUCCAACUACACUGGUGGUCACAUGCUCCUCACGGACAGUUUCACAUCAUCACAAUUCAAGCAAUCAUUUGUCCGGGUUUUCGACAAGGAUGCCAACGAGAACUUAUUGAUGGGCUUCAACGCCGCCCUUGAAGUGGUCACCACCAAGGAACUCAAGGUUACCGGCCUCAUUGGUCAUGCCGUUUCGUUGAACAAGAAGUCGAGUUCCGUGGGCGAGACGGAAUGCGGAAUUGGUAACACAUGCGCGUGGAAGAUGUGCGGAAUCGACCCGGCUUCCAGCUACGGUAUUUAUUUCGAGAUUGCGAACCAAGGUGGGCCUGCUGCUGUGCAACAGGGCCCUCAGCGCGGGAUGAUGCAAUUCCUUACCUACUAUCAAAACGCUGCUGGGAACUAUCACCUGAGAGUUACGACCGUUGCACGGACUUUGAGUGGCCCGGCCGGUGACCCGACACUGGCACAAUCAUUCGACCAAGAGGCUGCUGCCGUGCUUAUGGCCCGUAUUGCUGUCUUCAAGGCAGAGGUCGACGAUGGCCCCGACGUGCUCAGAUGGGUUGACCGUAUGCUCAUCAGACUGUGCUCCCGCUUCGCAGACUACCGGAAGGAUGACCCGACAUCAUUCCGGUUGGAGAAGAACUUCACCCUAUACCCUCAAUUCAUGUUCCAUCUCCGCAGAAGCCAGUUCUUGCAAGUGUUUAACAACUCCCCCGAUGAGACGGCAUUCUACAGACACGUUAUCAACCACGAAGAUGCUGGCGAUUCCCUCAUUAUGAUUCAGCCCACGCUGGACUCGUACUCCUUGGAGCACGAGGGUAGCCAGCCGGUUCUUCUAGACUCUGCUUCUAUCCAACCUGCCCACAUCCUCCUCCUCGACACCUUCUUCCAUAUUCUCAUUUUCCACGGUGAAACCAUUGCAGAAUGGAGAAAGGCUGGGUACCAGGAACAAGAGGGCUAUGAGAACCUGAAGGUUCUUCUCGAUCAACCCAAGGAAGACGCGAGGGAACUCAUUGCCGAUCGUUUCCCAUUGCCUCGUUUCAUUGUUUGCGAUGCUGGUGGUUCUCAAGCACGUUUCCUUCUGUCCAAGCUCAACCCGUCCACCACACAUACCACUGGAGGUUACGGCGGGGGCAUGACAUCGCAGACCAUCUUCACAGACGAUGUCUCCUUGCAAACCUUCAUGGAUCAUUUGAUGAAACUCGCGGUGUCUGGAACCAGCUAG
Molecule: messenger RNA, 2310 nt
Organism: Aspergillus chevalieri
Lineage: Eukaryota; Fungi; Ascomycota; Eurotiomycetes; Eurotiales; Aspergillaceae
Gene: sec23
Product: GTPase-activating protein SEC23
Exons: 7
Coding region: 1-2310 (769 amino acids)
Biological process (GO): COPII-coated vesicle cargo loading; endoplasmic reticulum to Golgi vesicle-mediated transport; intracellular protein transport
Cellular component (GO): COPII vesicle coat; endoplasmic reticulum exit site
Molecular function (GO): GTPase activator activity; zinc ion binding
Source: RefSeq, a predicted model, not a curated record